This is a messenger RNA of Ambispora leptoticha, 2214 nucleotides long. Lineage: Eukaryota; Fungi; Glomeromycota; Glomeromycetes; Archaeosporales; Ambisporaceae. The record is from the annotation of a GenBank genome assembly.
AUGAAAUUCAAAAAAUCAGGUACCGUCCCGAAUUUCUUGGAUGCUAUUCUAAAUAUCGCAGAGUCAGAUACCUCUAGCUCGUUAGCAUAUCAGGACAAUUGGCUUGUGCAAAUGAAGCAAGCUCGUAAUAUGACAAUUUCUUUUUUUGGUGAUGAUACUUGGAUAAAAUUGUUUCCUGGAUUAUUUCAUAAAACAGACGGAACCACAUCAUUUUUUGCCACGGAUACAGUUGAAGUCGACUUAAAUGUCACGAGACACGUAAUCCCAGAAUUAUCAGACCCUAACUGGGAUAUAAUAAUAUUACAUUAUCUUGGUCUAGAUCAUGUUGGGCAUUCCAGCGGUCCGUACAGUUCAUUGAUGAAGCCCAAACAAGGAGAAAUGGAUCAAGUGGCAAAAACUAUUUUCGAUAUAAUAUUGGAACAGGAUGCACAAAGGAUGAAAGUGAAUCCUAAUGCUAAGCCAACUCUCUUGAUAUUAUGUGGAGAUCAUGGGAUGAAUGAAGCGGGAAAUCAUGGCGGGUCUUCGAUCGGGGAAACAUCAACGGUGUUUGUCUUAUUGAGCUCAAAGUUUGGCAUGUUUACGCGCUUACCCGCAACCUUUGACACGCCAAGUGAACCAGAAUCUUUUCGCUAUUAUGGUUUUGUCAAUCAAGUUGAUUUGGUGCCCACGUUAUGUUUUCUAUUUGGAGUUCCAAUACCGAAAAAUAAUUUGGGCAAAGUUAUACUUGAAGUAUUUGGAGAUCUUAGUGAACUUGAAACAUUAAGGUUAUUGCAAUUAAAUGCCUAUCAACUAUCUGAACUUCUUCAAAAUUUCGACCGCGAUCCAAAUUAUCUCGAUACAUGGAAUGAUUGUGAAUUUGAUAAUGAAAAUGCGCAAGAAAGACUACAGUGUUUAUAUAAUCUCGCGCAUUAUUAUCAUUCUAAAGCUCUUCUAGUCACUAAUAAUGAUACAACAUUCACAAUAAAAUCUCGUAAAUUUUAUGAACAGUUCAUAUAUGAGACUAGCUCGAGACUUUCGUCGAGUUUUAGUGAAUAUAAUCUCGGUUCUAUAUAUGUUGGCAUUGCUUGUAUGAUUGUGACAAAUAUUGCUUUUAUGGCGCUCCUUAUUUACCCUACUUGUAAUCGAAAUCAUAUCUUGAGAAUCAACUCAUCGAACAAACAAAAUAUUUGGAAUGUCCAACGAAUACUAAUUUCAAUUGGUAUAAUUCAAUUAUGUAUCAUGAUGUUUGCGAGUAGUUAUAUCGAGGAAGAACAUCAGUUUUGGUAUUAUUGGAUGCAAACUAUGUGGAUUGGUUUACUUUUUAGCAGCAUAAAAAUCAAACAAAAUCCAAUUUCUUUGCUUACUUUGACAAUAUUGGGACAAUUGAUUGUUGUCCGAUUAAUUCGAAGUUGGAAUCAGACAGGUCAAAAGUACGCUGGUGAAAUCGACUUACGCUAUUAUCUAAAAAUUAAAUAUCUUGGUGUAAUGUGGAUAUUAUUUUUUGCGACAAUAUCUGGACUCGUAAUAACCACAUUAAAUCAAAUCAGAAAAUCGUUCAAUGAAGCACGAAGAUUAUGUCUCGGAAAGUUCAUGCAACAUUUAAACCUAUUCUUACAUUCUUUCUUUGCAAUCAUUACAGUAUUUGUCGCCUUUCUCAUAUUGACAUAUAAAUUAGCGAGUGAUGACGCGAUUCUUUCGAUAAGUUUAUUUAUUAAAUUUUUAUUUAAUGGUGAUAAUUAUGAACAGCGCGAGAUAAAAAUAGUAAAUAAUACUGAAGGCAACUCAAAUUCUAUGGCAUCAGUUGAUCUCGGAAAUUCUUAUAUAGGUGUUAACGAAUACCACGUGUUUUCUGUUGGACUUCUGACAUUUUUCGCGAAUUGGGCUGGACCCAUAUGGUGGACUAUUGCUUGGAAUGUCACGCGUCAAGAAAUUUCAAAUAUUCAGCAACAAAAACGUACAGAAACGCGCCCAGAAAAUCAAUCCUUUAACGAAAGCAAAGACGAAAACUUUUCAAAAGAUUCCCCAUUUUUUGAUUACUUGAUACACACAUCAUCUUUUCACGCUCUAGUUCUCUUAUGCUUAUCGAUAGCAGUCACUAUUCUAAGAAAUCACUUGUUUAUCUGGACUGUAUUCUCUCCAAAGUAUUUGUAUCAAAUUGUUUGGAAUGUUUUAUUUCAUUUGGGAUUUGGCGUUUUGGUUUCGGGAAUUUUACAUUCAUUGGAAAGUAUAAAGUGA